AUGAGUGAAAAUAAAAUAUUAUUAAUAAAAACAUGUUUAGAAGAUCUUAGUACAGAAUUAUUAGUGUCAAUAUUUGAUUAUUUAACAUCAAUUGAAAUUUUAGUUACAUUUUUUAAUUUAAAUAAACGUUUUCGUUUCACUACUUAUUAUUAUUUACAAUCAGGUUGUCGUUUAACACAAUUUUAUUUAAAUAAUACAAAUUAUUUAACAUAUAAACGUUUUUGUAAAGAUAUUUUACCAAAUUUAAAAUCAACAAUAACAUCAUUUCAACUCGGUAGUAAUUAUUAUUAUGGACAAAUUGAUUAUUUUAAUCAAUAUCCCUUAAUACGUCUAGAUUCACUUGCAAUUCAUUUUAGUAAAGUUCCAUAUGUCUUUGCUCAACAUUUAAUGACAGGUUGUUAUUCAAUUACUCAUCUAACUAUUCAUCUAAGAUUUGAUCAUGAUCUACUUCCUCUUCUUUUUUAUUUACCAAAUCUAAUCGAAUGUAAUGCAUAUGUUGAUCAACGUGGUCGUGAUAUAUCCAAUGAUUUAACACUUCUUGCAUCACUUUCUGCUUUAAAACAUUUUAAAUAUGAAGGACUUAUGCCACCAAUUUACUUACGACGUUUAAUUAUUGAAAUUAAUGAACAUAUUGAACAUUUAUUUAUUUAUACACAAGAUUAUCAGCCAUCAUUUCAUUCAUCCGAAGCAUUUUCUUCUGAUUUUUUUGAUCAUUUACAUGAUUUAAAAACGUUUCAUUUUUAUAUUCGUCUAUUAACUUCGGAUGGUUUUAAUAAUAUAGCUUCAUAUUUUACCGAUACAAAAUAUUUAAUAAAUAGAAAUUUGUGUAAUAAUAUAGCAUGUGUUCUAUCAAAAGACAUUGGACAAAUAUUCUCUUUACCGUUUGCAUUUAAUCAUUUUGAAAUAUUUGAAAAAAAAUUUUUUACUCAAAUUCAAUAUUCAAAAUAUGAAAAAGAAAAUUUCAAGGAAAAUUAUUGGAGUAAUAUCAAACAUCUUACUAUACAUAUAAAUAUUUAUGAUAAAUUAUUGCUACAAUUAAUAAAAGAAAAAUUUACUAAAUUACGUUUAAUUGAUUAUCAAGUUCCUCAUUUUAGUCUUAUACCACAAGAUAAUGAAUUACAUCAAUAUGAUAUUCAACUAGGCACCGUAAAGAAGCUUAUAAUUCGUGAUAGUGUUAAACAUGGAUGUCAUGUUCCUCAACCACUUUUUCUUCUUACAUCAAAUCUUAUUGAACUGGAAAUAGAUCACUUUUAUUUGAUGCAGAUUAUUUCAAUUGUUAGUAAACAAACACAAUCACGUAUGUUAUCAACAUUUGCUCAACUUCGUUGUGUAACAGUUCGUCAAUUUGAUGAACGUAUUACUGAUUAUUUUUUUUCAUAUUUUUCUCAUAUAAAAAUCUUUGCUCUUAUAUUUACAACAUAUAAAAUGCAAGUUUAUCGUAAUAAAUUACCAUUUCUUGAUGAUCUUCUUAAUUCAAUGCCAAAUUUAAUUAGUCUAAAAUUAGAACAUAUAAAAAAACCACAAGAGUAUCAUGCAUAUGUUGAAAUGCAAAAAAACGUUGAAGAAAAAUUUUCCGAAUAUUAUUCAAAGAAUAUUUAUUGGUGUAAAUGGUAUGAUGAUCAUACACAAAGGGAUCAUAAAUAUGCGACAUUUCUUUUUUCAACAUAA
Molecule: messenger RNA, 1668 nt
Organism: Rotaria sp. Silwood2
Lineage: Eukaryota; Metazoa; Rotifera; Eurotatoria; Philodinida; Philodinidae
Source: the annotation of a GenBank genome assembly